AUUUGAGCAAAGGAAGCCCCAAGAUUCAGUGAAUACGACAGCUGUGAUUAAUCAGCUCUUCUUUGUGAGACACAGAAUUACCAAACCUACAUGAUCAUUCAGAAGAGUAUUUCUUCUUUGUUACUCUUGUUGAUGGACUAUUUGUUUGUUUUAUUGGAUUCUAAGGGUGACCUUCUGCAGUUUUAUUCACCAAGUGGACUUUCCCUUGAGAAAUUGAAAUUCCUUGUUGGUUGAGACGAAGAUUUAAAAAUGGGUCCUGGAGUGAAUAAGGAGAAAAUGAAGCCAAGAGGCGGAUCAAAAUGUUAUACAUUAAGUGUUACUUUACUCUUGUGGAAUAUCAACAGAUUAGUUAUUCCAGUCGAAGGAUUUUCACUUAGGUCUUGCCGAAUCAGUUACAACAAUGCCAUAUGUACCAAGAGUAAACUCACAGCUGUUCCUCAAGAUAUUCCCCCAACCGUGCAAGGUUUAGACUUGUCUGCAAACCAACUUAUAAAAAUACAAUCAUCAGAUUUCAAACACUUAGCACUUUUGACACAGUUAGAUCUAAACCGAAACAGAAUUUCAAAAAUAGAUACAGGAGCCUUUGCCAAUCUGAUUUCCCUCAAGAAGUUAAAUCUAAACAAUAACAAACUUGAUAAACUUGUGGAUAAUCUUUUUGAUGGUUUGCGCAACCUCAUGGAGCUAAGAAUUAACAAUAAUCACAUCAACAGUGUGGGAUCCGCUACUUUCACGUCACUGAGAAGCUUGAGGUUUUUGGACAUCUCUUACAAUAAACUGCGCAGCAUAACAAAAUUUAAUUAUACAUUACAGUACCUGCCAAAUCUACGAGUUCUGUCAAUCAAAAACAACGACUUAACCGUUUUUAAUUCGUGGCAGCUGACAAACCGCUCACUACCGCUCACAUCCCUUGAUUUGUCUCAAAAUUCCAUUGCAGCCUUUAGGAUCACUGCAGAUGUAUUUCCAAAUCUCACCUGGUUUAACAUGGGCGCCUCUUUUAAAAAGCACAAGAUGAUAUGGGACGUGCGUAACGAGACUUUUCUUAGUCAAGUGUCUACUCUUGAUAUAAGUGGGCUUCACUUGCCUGAUGACAUUAAAGCAUUUCUAGGGAGCUUCAGUUCUCUGACUUCACUGAGGAUGAAUGGAAUGAAACGUAACAGACUACCAGCACUGAUCAACAUUUCCUGCACCAUCCCGUCAGUGACCACACUCCAACUCCGAAGUAACAAUCUCACUUUUGUCGAUUCAGAUAUGUUUCAGUUGUGCAUUAAUGUAACAGAAUUAGAUUUAACAAGUACUUACAUAACAAAUAUCCAAGAUGAGGCCUUCAGAUCUAUUCGAGGUUUGAGGAUCUUGAGUCUGAGUCGUAACAGAAUUGCAUCCGUUCCAGCUGCCACAAGGAAUAUACCAACUCUCUCAGAGCUGGAUCUCAGCGCUAACCUCAUCGCCUCACUCGGAUGUCACGAUUUCGCCAAUCUGACAAAGCUCAGACAGCUCAACCUGUAUAAUAAUAAAAUCUCAGCUCUACAAGAGUGUCUUUUCAAGGAUUUAAUAGGAUUGCAAGUUUUAAAGCUACAGAACAACCAAAUCUCCAUACUAAACGGUGCUUUUAAAAAAUACUUGCCAAAUCUUCGAAGACUGCAUUUGAAUGAAAAUAAACUCACUGCCAUUGAAUAUGGAGACUUUCAGGGUCUGAAGUCACUCCAGAACUUGUCAUUGCAUCAAAAUCAAAUACAAUCCAUUAAAAAGGGGUCUUUUAUUGGAUUGACAAGUCUUACAGAUAUUCAGCUGCAAAAUAAUGACAUUAAACAAGAGGAAAUAAAAACAUGCUUUAAUGUUCUGACAAAUUUAAGAAGAUUGGAAUUGAGGGACAAUCACAUUAAGUACAAAGACAGUUCAGCUUUGCCUAAUCCACCAUUUUCUCAGCUGUCCCUUCUGGAGACAUUAGCUAUUCCUGCACAACACUACAGGGGGAGGUCCCAGCUGCCUCGCAACUUCCUGCAAGGUUUGACAAAUCUAUUGGUUUUUAAUAUCAGGAACAUUCAACUUUUGUACCUGCACAAAGAUAUGUUUAAUUACACGCCUCGACUGCAGACACUUGACAUUAGCUCAAAUGAACUAAAGGAUCUCUCUCCGGAUUUGUUUUCCCCAAUUCGAAGCCUAAAAAGCCUCUACAUAUCUAGAACAAAUCUUCAGUCUCUAGAUUUCUUUAUAGAAGCCAACCUUACUAAUCUCGAGUUCCUUCAGGCAAGAAAGAAUAUGUAUUCAGUAAUCAGUGAGGAAGUAAUAAAGUCCCUGCCAGCUCUUAUUUAUAUGGAUUUUCAAGGCAAUAGUUUCACUUGUGACUGUGAUAACGCCUGGUUCCUCCAGUGGGCGCAAAACAAUACCUAUACGCAAGUUUUUGACGCCUACAACUUUGGGUGCAACUAUCCUCCAGACUAUAAAGAUACAAAACUGUUGGACCUCAAUAUCAACUCCUGCUCAGUUAGCAUAGACUUCAUCUACUUUGUCUCCAUCACAUCCAUAAUCCUCCUGUUCAUGGUGGCGUCCUUCACCUGCCAUUUCCUGAGGUGGCAACUGGUCUACGCCUACUACUACUUCUUGGCUUUGCUCUUUGACACAAAACAUAGAAACAAGCAAGCUCCUUAUCAGUAUGAUGCCUUUAUCUCCUACAACAACCAUGAUGAGCCAUGGGUAAUCAGAGAGCUGUUGCCAAAACUGGAAGGAGAGCAGGGCUGGAGAUUGUGUCUGCACCAUCGAGACUUUGAGCCAGGUAGACCGAUCAUAGACAACAUUACAAAUGGCAUCUAUGGAAGCAGGAAGACCAUCUGUGUGAUCAGUCGCAGAUACCUCGAGAGUGAGUGGUGCUCCAGAGAGAUCCAGGCAGCCAGCUUCCGUCUGUUUGAUGAGAAGAAGGACGUGCUGAUCCUGGUGUUUCUGGAGGAGAUUCCCACCUUUCAGCUGUCUCCUUUCUACCGCAUGAGGAAGAUGCUGAAGAGGCGCACCUACCUGAGCUGGCCGCGGGCCGGGGAGCGCACCGAGCUGUUCUGGAAGAAACUCUGCCAGGCUCUGAAGAGCGGAGAAGAUCAUGGUGAGGACAGGUUCCGCCUCACUGUCGUGGACAGACCGUGACAGAAAGGAAAUACAAUCCUGUCUGUGUGAGGUUCACAGCCAAGAGCAGUUUACUGGUUAGGAAUUUGUUUUAUUACUAAAUUGCCAAAGGUACAUCUGAAGGAGGUUCCUGCUAUUAUAUGCAAACUGAAAUGGAAAAUCAGGAGCCACAACAGUCUAUGCCACCAAACUGGGAGCCCAAGUUAUGACUUAUUCAUUUUUCCAUUCCAAGACUGACUAUGCCACCAAACUGGAAGCCCAAGUUAUGACUUAUUCAUUUUUCCAUUCCAAGACUGAGUAUGUGAGCUCCUGUGCCUUUAACGUCUCUGUUGAGCCAGUGAACAUAAUGGCAGAUAAAUAGGUGGCAGAGAAUUAAAUAUACACUGCAAUGUAUAUAUAAUAUCAUCACCUCAUCAAAAAUACUUUAGCUCAAUAAAUUAAAACAUAUAGAAAAUUUGAUCAGGUUCAGAGAAGAGCUUCUGAACUAAUUCCAGGUCUGAAAAAGAUUUCACAUGGAGAGGUUAAUAAUAUUACCGACUCAAGUAUACAGGAGAUAUAGAGGAGGCAUGACUGAGGUAUAUGGGCUUGUUCACAUAAUAUAUGAUAUCACAGCCAAGCUUCCACUUUUGGAGUUCCAACAACUUCACACUCUUAAUAAAUUCUGGUCAACAAAGAUGUUUUGCAUAAUUAUAACGCUUUUUUGUGAUCAUUUGUGACAUUACUGUGAUUUUAAGUAAGUUGUGUUAUUUUUAUGAUUUGUUUUGAGAUGUAGGGUCUGAUAUGCAGAAUGUAUAUCCUGUGCCAAAAAACAAAUAUCACAUCUCCACUCUACUUGCCUGUUGGGUUUGAUAAAAAUCACAGAUCCCUUUCAGAUAAUUUUUUUCAAACAGUCAGCUGUGCAGUGAUACAAUCUGUGAACCUGCCGCAGUUUCAUUUCACUCUAAUAGACAGGGUGCAGGAAGGUUUUCCAUUACAUAAUAUUAAAAUGAUUAGUUUCAUUACCUUUGAAGUCUGUGCAGCUUCAGGCACAAAAACAACUUCUUCAGGUUUCCAAACAUAAUAAAUGAGUAAGAACAAAGUAGUAGGUAACAAUAGAAUAAAGUCUCAGGUUUGAAUAUUUAAAAGGAGAAAAGUGUAUGUUAAGGGGUUUAAGGGCUAAUGUAUCAUUGAUUAAUUUGACAUGCAUUUCUGAAUCUGCUGUUUAAAUUAUUAUUAUUAUUAUUAUUUUAUUUUUUAUUGCAACUUUAUUGUUCAUUAUUAGCCAGACAACAAUCUCUCUUUCAAAUCUGUCCUCUUGUCUUAGUAUUGUUACUAUUUUACUGCGUCUGCAUAUUUCAAAGUGCUCAUGUUGAUUUAUUGCAGUCUAAUUGACUUUUUACUGACUGAUUUAUCAGUUUACAGUAGUAAUUUGCCCAUGUAUAUUUUAAUAAUUUUAAGACAAAAAUGUUCUCCUUCUUUUCAUAUGAUUUGUUCUAUAUAAAUAAAAUGAAAUGCUCAAGUCUCAAUUUCAAAUAUUCUUUAAAUGUAAUAGCUGAAAAAGUUGUGUUGAAGCUAUGAAAUGACCUGUGUGGACAUGAAUGUAUGGAAACCCAUUUUGUCAGUUUUCUUAAACACCUCUGUUUUAAUAAAAUCUUUGACAAUAU
Molecule: messenger RNA, 4751 nt
Organism: Micropterus dolomieu (smallmouth bass)
Lineage: Eukaryota; Metazoa; Chordata; Actinopteri; Centrarchiformes; Centrarchidae
Product: toll-like receptor 13
Exons: 4
Coding region: 250-3129 (959 amino acids)
Biological process (GO): inflammatory response; immune response; toll-like receptor signaling pathway
Cellular component (GO): membrane
Molecular function (GO): protein binding; transmembrane signaling receptor activity
Source: RefSeq, a predicted model, not a curated record